Fusarium musae is the source of this 3873-nucleotide messenger RNA. RefSeq lists its product as uncharacterized. Gene Ontology annotation, biological process: early endosome to late endosome transport. The record is from RefSeq and is a predicted model, not a curated record. Gene Ontology annotation, molecular function: guanyl-nucleotide exchange factor activity; SNARE binding; phosphatidylinositol binding. Bases 1 to 3873 code for a protein of 1290 amino acids. The transcript has 3 exons. Gene Ontology annotation, cellular component: transport vesicle; plasma membrane; early endosome. Lineage: Eukaryota; Fungi; Ascomycota; Sordariomycetes; Hypocreales; Nectriaceae.
AUGCAACCUCUAAACCCCUUCCUGGCCGCCUUCUUUAAGAGCUCCCUCCCCAGCCAGUGCACCCCAGUACAUCACCACAUCCUACUGGUUCCGUCAACGGAUGUGCUUCUCACAUUCCGCGAGACCGAGAGCGGGAGCGCCCCUGCUGAGGUCAUCGCAUCGGAGGACUUUCUCGCCAGUCACGUUCUUCGUGUGCCCUCUCCAAAUGGCGUCGCCGGAGGCAAAGAUGGCGCCCAGAACUUGAGGGAGGUGAGAGGAAAGGCAAAGCAGUUUACAACGCUGAAUGGCAAGAGUGUGGUCAUCAAGGACGCUUUCAUUUACAGUAACAAAGGUUUCAAAACACUCGCCCAGGCCCAGCUUCUGAACGACAUCGUCUUUUACCCCGACGUCUUCGAACCACGGCAAUGGCUUCUCUACUAUAUAUCGAGACCCCUUGUGGGCGUCUGGGAGGAGAACAAGAUUACACCAGCCAUAUUGGUCCCCGGUGUACGAAAGCGUAGAAUUCCCGAUCAGAAGCAGACACCAAACGCCGAGUCGAUCGAAAACACGGCUCCUCGAAAGAAAGACAUCAAGAGCUUUCACGACCUCCUGAACAAUUUCCCAAUGAUUGCGCGCCAGAUGCAGCCUGGGCUUGAAAAGUUAUUCGUCGAGUUUAGCAACGUCUUCCGAAGUCCACUACCUCCUCCCCCGUCAGCCGAGCACAUCCCAGAUCCUCCACCGAAUGGGUCAAUCAACAAUGCUGCAAGGCGAGCGCGCUCCAAUAGCGCAUUGGCAAGCACGGGCGAUGAGGGUCGAUUGCCAGUGACGGAGAAUUUCUAUGCUGAGGACGAUGAAGAUAUCAUGAGAGCGUCUCUUGAAACUGCAGUCACAACUGCGAUCGACCUCUUCCAAGGGGUCGACAAACAACAACUAUCUCUUCUUGGCGCAACGACUGAUUUGACUGGUCCUCUGGUGGAGAAACUGAUUGAGCGUUAUGUCACAGAAAAUGUUCACAGUCAACUUUGGCCGAGACUCAAUGCACUGAAGAGACCUUAUGAUCUCGAAUUGGAAGCAAAAAUCAGGAAGAUGCAGUUUAUCGAUAUUUCGCAACUGGGCAUUGCCAUUGAUGGCGGUUCGAAGGCGAAGCAUGACCUCAUCAUUCAACUAGGACCGGCUGUUGAGGAAUUCAAGAAGAUAUCUGCAGCCACUUGCCCUCAGGUCAUGCUGGAUCUUUUAUUAUCAACUAUCAAGAUUGUGUCCCGCUUGACGGAUUCAUCGAAACCUCAAGCAGCUUCAUCUGAUGCAUCAGAGGAGAAACCCAUCAUGACUAUCAACGCGGAUACCUUGGUCUCAUUCUUGCUCUAUGUGGUCAUCCGAUCACAAGUCAAGCAGUUACAGGCCCGCUUGAUUUACGUCAGGAAUUUCAUCUUCAUAGACGACGUAGACAGCGGCGAGUUGGGCUAUGCGCUCAGUACAUUCGAGGCAGUGCUGGCUUAUCUUGUUCUGGACUCGGCCGGCUUACGGCGAGCCAGCAGAAGAAACAAGGCCCUGUGGGACGCGGCGAAGACAGGGACUCUGGACGACCUCAAAAAGAUAAUGGAACCUGGUUCAGGGGCUGCUGAUGAUGACGAGCUAUCAGAAUCACCUACGUCCAGCCGUCGAGCAUCUACAGUUUUGAAUCUCCAAAAUGACACGAGAUCAACAGGUCCUUCAAGAUCUAGAAGAUCAUCACUGCGUCUCUCUUUUAACGAUCCGUCACCCUAUGAACACUAUUCUCACGGUUCGGGACUGAGCCAUGUAUUCCCCUUCCAGGCAGAAGGUGAGGACGAAACACACGCACACGACUUUUCUAUACCAAUACGACGGGUGAAGAAGGUAGCGAUGGACACCCGAAGCAUAUCAGGCGAUUCCGAGGUUUCAUUCCACUCUCGCACAGGGAGCGUUGGGACCAUCGGCAGUGCUCUGGAAGGGGACAUUUCAGUGAAUCGAUUGUCGCAGACAAACAAUUCCUUUGGAGAAUCAGUUUUGAUGAUGGCCAUCCAAGCUGAACGUGCUGAGACGCUCAAGUACUUGCUCUCCUUGACCGAUUAUUUCUCUCCUUCUUUUGUUCUAGAUGACAUGAACAACGAAGAUACCACCUUGCUGAGUGCUGCCAUACAAUUAGGCAAUGCUCAAAUUAUAGAUUUGACACUUGGGUUUAUCAUCACCUCGACAACUCCUGAGCAGUUAGUUUCAUAUCUGGCGCAGCAAGACAUCUGGGGACGUAGCUGUGCUCAUUACCUCUUCAAUGCACCGGCUUUGAUCGCUCGGAUCGGGCACCUAAUACCUUGGCGACAAAGAGACAAGAACGGGCAAACUCCGCUCUUCGCUCUUUGUCGCUCUUACGAUCACAAGAACUAUCUAGAAAUGGUGGAAGCUGGGCUCAACGCUGCGGCUGCAGCGCAACAUGAUGGAAUGCCACUCCAUAUUGACGAACAUGUUGACAACAAGGGCAACACACUGCUUCACAUUGUCGGCAAUGCGAGUCUUGCUAUGAACAUACUGCAAUAUUGCGAUGUUGACGUCAAUGCGACGAACGAUAAGAGGUUCACAGCGUUGAUGGUAGCCAGCAAGUAUGGCAGAUACGACAUGGUCCGUACUCUGUUCGCCGAUCCCAGAGUGGAUGUAGGGGCAAAGGAGAUUAGAGGCCUCACAGCAGUUGAACUGGCGAAGGACGACGACGUGCGGAACAAGAUCGAUGAUCUCGCCUUGUUUAGCAUGCCGCCUGGGCCAGAUGCACGUAUCACUGGUGUGGUCAGGGCAUUCUUCGUGGAAGAUGCGACGGUGAGAUUGGUGUUGAAGUCAGCGGCCCCGACAGACCAUGAUAGUUACACGGUGACAACGAGUCGUCGCUCGCUCUCUGAUUUCGAGCAUCUCCCUACUCUUCUGGCGCUUGAAAACCCAGCUUCGUGGAUACCAUCACUCGCCGAUGUUCGCUCUCCGUUCCAAAUACCGUCGAAGCCAUCGCGGGCCAUUCUGCGAGACAUGCAAGCUCGCGCAGAUUGGUUCUUGAAGAUAAUGCUAAUGCACCCAACUUUCGCCACGCACGAGAUGUUAUGGGAGUUUUUCCUGGUACCAGAAUUGCAAUUGGAUAUGAUGGAGCAACGGACGCUCCUCAAAACAGAAGCGAGAGCAGAGAAGGUGCGAGAUGAAUAUGAACCGGUGGAGGACGUGAGGGAGGUGGAGCAGUUUGUCAAUCAUGCGCGAGAAAUGAUACGGAGCGUGAACUACUCGACUAAGAGUGCGACCAGACGCGCCAAUAAUCUCGGACUCGUCGCAGCAGAUGCGUUUGAGACGUAUGUGCGAUCCAUCGUCCCCACCCAGUCAAACGCGCAAGCAAACCUUCACUCGUCAUUCCUGGCUCUGCAAUCUACGGUUCAGGCACUGCUGGCGUCCUUGUCUCGGCCACCCUCCAUUAUUUCACAGAUGAGGGCGGCCAAGCGUGAGGCCGACAGAAACUUUAACUCUCUGAACAAGUCGAGGUGGCCGCUGGGUCUCCUGGAUGAUACAAGACAGCGAUUAUAUGAUGAAAAAGAGGAACGAGCACGUAAGUCUCGGGAAGAAGCCGCGAAUCUUGCGAGGGAACUUAGAUACACACAACAGACAGUGGCUGGAGAACUAGCAGGGUGGCAAGAACUGCACGAGAAGAUGGGCCGCCACGCCAUCCGAGAAUUUGUAAGGGGGAUGGUAGUGCAGGAGAGGAUGAAGCUGGAUGGUAUGCUGAGAGCACUACGGAAAGUGAGGUUGCCUGAUACGAUAGUGGUGGGUAACGGGACUAGAACACCAGCCCCAUCACAAGUGAGGGAGCUUGAAGAAGUCGAGAUGGGUGAGACCGGGGAUAAUAGCGAGGCUUGA